Macrosteles quadrilineatus (aster leafhopper) is the source of this 994-nucleotide messenger RNA. RefSeq lists its product as uncharacterized. The record is from RefSeq and is a predicted model, not a curated record. NCBI's taxonomy places the organism in Eukaryota, Metazoa, Arthropoda, Insecta, Hemiptera, Cicadellidae. The transcript has 2 exons. The coding region runs from base 40 to 933 and encodes 297 amino acids.
UUUCAUCAACAGAGUUCAGUUUCACCAUAUCAUGCAAAUAUGUCACCUUUCGCAUAUCUAGGGUUUGUGUUUGCAGUUUUGGCAUUUGGUUUUGUGGAAGCCGAUCCUGAAGCAAUACAAGAUGGGUACAAGUCUUCAAUAGAAAUAUCCAUCAAUGAGCAUUCCAUCGUUCCAUCCAUGCUCAGGAUGAGCAAAAAUGAAAUUAAACUUCAUUGUCCCACCUGUUUCAGGGAAAUCGAGAACAUCUACAAUCAGAAUUGGACAACAUUUUUUCCAAACGGCGUACUUGAAGACAUUCUUAAGUUGAUAAAAUACUACUGCAAAGUUAUAGCACACAGUGAUGAUGCUGCUGCUAAUGAUGCUGAAGAAACAAAAAAAACAAAACAAGCAAUACUGGACAUUAAGGAAGAAAAAUUAGUCAAAUCUGUUGUUACAUUCUUCUUUAAAAAUACAGAAAAAACAAGUGAAAAAUCAUACUUCGACGGCUCGUUUUUGAAUAGAAUGGCUUCAUUUAACAAGGAAGAAGGUGGGAAGCUGAUGUUCAUCAAAAAUUACAGCUUGAUAAUAUGCCUCAAAAGUAUUGAACAUGCUUUCCCCAAAACUAACUCGGAUGAUUGGAUAUCCCGAACAAUGACUGAUGAGAAGGGUAAAGACGUCACAAUCAGAGUAAAGAAAUCAGAAUUCAAAGAUGUGUGGGACUGGGAUGCUGCUGAAACAGUGAAAGUAGACCUAUCAUUCACUCAACCUCAAGAAUCGGGACAACAUGAAUUCGCCAUUAAUUUAGAACCGGAGACAGCCAUCCAAAAAUCCGAAACCACAAUUCAUGAAACCACAAUUCAUGAAACCACUAUCACCAAGACCACCUUAAACCCUGAUGGCACCACCACAACGGAAACAACAACUACGACAAUAACGACCACUAGGAAAGGAUGAAAUAUCAUAGAACGCUACAUGACACAAUAUAAUUUUUCUUGAAUUAUACUUUAUCUAAUUA